AUGAAAAGAAUGAGAACGGCUGCAGAUUCUGAUAGUGCUACAUCGGAGAGUGAUGUUGAGAAUUCGUAUAACACUGACAACGAAGUGGAAACUGAUUCUGCGUCAGAAAGCGAUUCUGAUAAUGUAGAUGAUAGUGAAGUAGGUGAUGAAUACGAAAGCGAUCCAUGGGCUUCUUUAAAAGUUGAAGCAGCCCAGCAAAGUUUAUCGGAAUUCGAAGAACUAACGCAGAAUUUCACUGCAGAAGGUUUUGACGAAAACGAAGCUAAAGACAAAGCACACUUACUUAUCCUACCAAAACUUCGUAAAGAUUUGCAGAAUAUUUAUCUGGAACGUCUACUAUGGAUAAGACACCUAAAGAGGGAUCCAGUACACAAAAAGAUUAUGGAAACCAGGGAUGUCUUUGUCAACGAUGAUAAUUUCGACCACAGGGAAGCGUUAGAGGCCGCUAUUGACAAGAGAAAAUUUCUUUUGAGACUUUUCAGAAACACAUGGUCUCCUAGAAACAUUGACUUUUAAUGGUUGUUUGUGUUUGGUUUAUAAAAUAAAAUAAAAUAAAAUAAAAUAAAAUAAAAUAAAAUAAAAUAAAAUAAAAUAAAAUAAAAUAAAAUAAAAUAAAAUAAAAUAAAAUAAAAUAAAAUUGGCAAACCAUUUGGCAGACGUCCAUGAACUUUCUUCCGAAGAAAGACAACCUUAUCUUAUUCGUGCUAAGCCAACAGCUUUAGACUUAGAAAAUGUUUUAGCAGAGUUGUACAGAUUAAUUGGGUACAGUAAAAAGCAGUCAAAGUGGAAUAAAAGUGGAAUAAAGAAUAUACCCAUCCGUCAACCAAAAUCCUCCAGGAAGUGA
Messenger RNA from Paramuricea clavata, 844 nucleotides. The record is from the annotation of a GenBank genome assembly. Lineage: Eukaryota; Metazoa; Cnidaria; Anthozoa; Malacalcyonacea; Plexauridae.